UAAAGAUGUUUUGGAGAGGAUGAUGGACGGCAUCUUGUUCCUAGCGAAGAAUGGUUUAGCAUUUCGUGGGGAUAGUGAGAAAAUUUAUACAAAAAAUAAUGGAAACUUCUUAAGUUUCAUAGAGGUACUUGCAAAAUAUGAUCCCGUGUUAAAGUAUCACUUGGAGAGUAUCGAAAAGAAUGAAAUGCGGUAUCAUUAUCUUAGCCACAAAAUUCAGAAUGAACUGAUUUCAAUGCUUGCUGAUGAGACGCGAAAGCUUAUUCUGAAAAAAAUCCACGAGGCGAAAUACUUCUCAAUUAUUCUUGAUUGUACUCCGGAUGUUUCUCGCAGGGAACAAAUGUCCAUUAUAAUCAGAUGCGUAGAUGUUUCAACAGCAAGAAUUGAGGAAUAUUUUCUUGGGUUUUUGAAAGUUGAAGAUAAAACAGGAGAAGGUUUGUUUUUUGAACUUCAAGAAGCAUUGAUAAACCUUGGAUUAAAUAUUGAUGAUAUAAGAGGGCAGGGAUAUGACAAUGGAGCAAAUAUGAAAGGAAAACACAAAGGUGUACAAGCAAGACUACUCGAGAUUAAUCCAAGAGCAUUCUACACACCGUGUGCUUGUCAUAGUCUAAAUCUAAUACUUUGUGAUAUGGCUAAGUCAUGUCCUAAAGGAUUGUCUUUUUUUGGAUCCAUACAACGUAUUUAUACGUUAUUCUCGGCUUCUACUAAUCGAUGGGAUUUGUUCAAAGAAGAGAUUGGAGAGAAAGGUUUGACUCUUAAACCAUUAUGCGAUACUAGGUGGGAAAGCCGUGUAGCAAGUAUCAAAGCGAUAAGAUACCAAGCUCCUGAAAUACGCAAAGCUUUAGAGAAGUUGCGAGAUUCAUCCUCUAUUUCUCAAGAAGUCAGCACAGCCGAGAGCCUAAGUAUAGAAAAGAUGGGUUCCAAAAGGCAAUGGAAGAAGCGAAGGAGAUUGCAGAUGGUAUGAAUAUUGAACCUACAUUUCGUG
Papaver somniferum (opium poppy) is the source of this 982-nucleotide messenger RNA. Its product is annotated as zinc finger MYM-type protein 1-like. Bases 20 to 961 code for a protein of 313 amino acids. The transcript is spliced from 2 exons. Lineage: Eukaryota; Viridiplantae; Streptophyta; Magnoliopsida; Ranunculales; Papaveraceae. The record is from RefSeq and is a predicted model, not a curated record.